ACCAAUAGUUUACUUCUAGCUUGGGUACAGUGCAGUUAUGGCAAAUAUCGUAGGACUUGUAGGUAUUGGGGUAUCUGGAGUGGCCCUACUUUUUGCCAUUGUUGCAUUGGCGUCCGACAAAUGGGAAACCAUUACAGUUAAGGGUUUAACAAGUGAAUUUAAGGUAGGAUUAUGGGAAAUGUGCACCACGGAUGGUGGAACAACGACCUGUGUUGAUUUUGAAGAUGUUGAUAAUUCAAUUGUCAAGGAGAAGCAUAAAACCUCUGCAGAUGGAUGCAAGGCAAUGAUAUUUCUGGCUAUUUUCACGACAACAGGGGCUAUCGUGAGUGCAGUGCUUGUGAUGUUUGUUAUGAAGGAGCAACAGAUCUUGUUCUUUGCAGCUGGAGGUCUGAAUCUCGCGUCUGGACUUUUCUUGAUGAUUGCCAUGGCACUGUAUGUUGACAAAAUACAGUUGCUUAACUUUCGCGAUUUAGAAGGAGUUUUUUCAUAUCUUGAUAACGGAUUUUAUCUAGAUAUAGGUGCGUGGCUGGCGGCAUGGAUAGCUGGUGGAUUUUUCAUCGCUGCUAAGUGUUUGACCAAGAACAAAGUUAAUAGUUCCUAGAGUAAUAAAUGUAUAAAAUAUAUUAAAGACCCUGUAACGUAUUUCUUAUGGUUUUAUAUGAUAAAUCUGAUGCUCAAAUGAAGAUUUAUCAUUAUUGUAAGUUUCAAAAAGCACUAUUUGUAAAGAUAUUACCAAAUUUAACAUUUCAUGUAAAUAAGGGGAGGUACAUGUAAUUAGAAAUUUAUUUUCGAAAAAGUCUAAGUUUGUUUUUUGAUGUUUGUUUGUUGUUGAUGUUUUUCUCAAUAAAAAUGAAUGCAUUGAUUGUAACGUAUUAUUGAAAUGUGUAUAAACAUUUGCUGUGCAUAUUUAACAUAUUCUUGGAUGUUUUGAAAUUGCUUUAGAAUAUUAAGUAGAAUGUAUAUACAUAUAUAAAACUUCACUGAACAAUACAUUAUUGUCUCAGAUACUGUACAUUUAAGUUCUCAUUGACUGCCGUAAAGUACCUACUUUUAGCUAAAAAUCAUAAUUUUGGCUUAUACUCCGUGGAAAUUGCAUGGAGGUAAAUAAUAAUUUCUUUGUGCUUCAAAAUUAACUCUUUAAUGGCCUGACUGGUAACAUGUCCGGGGUCCGCACUCGACAGCGAAAGCUGCAUGACGGUGGAUGGACCCUUUUUAAACAUAGACUACAUACAUGCAUACAAUGUAUGUUACAUCCUUAAGCAACCGCCUCCGUGGUCGAGGGGAUAUAGUCGAUGACUUCUAAUCCAGUUACCUCUCUGGCGUGGGUUCGAUCCCCGGGAGAUGCUUUGGUAGUUUAGCACGGAGGAAGGUAGUCUAGUAUUGGUGUAACUCUCCAGGAACGAUGGUUAGGAAACUACCCGCCUAUAUGACUGAAAUACUGUUGGGAAAAGGCGUAAAAUGAAACAAACAAAAAACAAAACAUCCUUAAGUUCAAUUCUAGAAUAAUUAUGACCAUUGUUUGAAUACUAAGUGUAUCAAAAACAAUACCGCAAACAUAGAUAAUAAAUGCCUUCAUAUUA
Molecule: messenger RNA, 1580 nt
Organism: Ruditapes philippinarum (Manila clam)
Lineage: Eukaryota; Metazoa; Mollusca; Bivalvia; Venerida; Veneridae
Exons: 3
Coding region: 38-601 (187 amino acids)
Cellular component (GO): plasma membrane
Source: RefSeq, a predicted model, not a curated record